UUUUUUGAGUAAAGGGCUGGUGCGGCUGCCCUAAGCUUUAAUUAAUGAAACUGUCGAAUACAAGAAUGAGACAUUGAGCCUAAACCCCUGAUUACAAAGACCUGAACUAAUAUUAGCAGUCUCUACACACAUGUACUCAACUAGGCACCGACUAGCAAAGAGUGCUCUAUUGGCUACUCUAUUUGCUUUAACAUAGUGGUGACAUAACGGAAAGUUAACUCGACUAUUGCGAAGCAUAAUUACCACAAGCACAGUUUUCCUACUAUGUUGCCGCUGGAGGAUAAAUCCAACGACACUUAGCUUCAUCCUGCCAUUAGGUGACAACGACCAUUUAACAAAGCAAGAAACUCGUCGCCUACCUAGAGUAGACAAGGCACUAAGAGUGCACAAACAGGCACUAAGCCCGACUAGCCUUACACUACCAAUGUAAUGACUUAUUGCUCGCCUAAGGCGCAAAUAAACUAAAAAACAUAAAUAAAUAAAAGCAUUUAAAAUAAAACCAACCCAGGACUGACCCAAUAAGAGAGCCCAAGCCCGAGCGGCACUACAGGAAAGAGGGAGAUCACAAACAAGCCACCAAGCCCGGCCCAAUCCUGUCAAAGUCGUCAUCGCUGCAUCUCUCAUCUCGCCGCCCAACAACCGUCGUCGGUCCGUCAUCCUUGAUUUGCCCAGUCCUCCUAGAGAAACACCAUUCCAGAACAUCUCCAAAAGAGAUUCCGACGCCGUCUUCGCUGCUCCAACGAUGAGUACGGUUGAAUGACGCCGUGCUAAAUCUGAAUACCAACACCCAAACACCACCGAGUUUGCUCGAAAUGACCCAGAUCGUGCCACCACCGACACAGCCUCGCUCCGGAUCUGCCACCCCUUCCGGCGACGACACCAUUGCAGAGAAAGCCCACACCUACCGGCCGUCCUAAUCUCCCCCUUCCUCACCUCCCAACCAUCCACUGCGAUCUCUCGACAGAAACAAGGGCAUCGAGAAUCCCAGCUUCUCUAGACUCACUCGGAGUCGACAACAUCCCGUCCGACCAUGGCUAUAGAGCCUGCCGCCGGUUGAAAAGGAUUACAAACAAAACUUGUCGAUUUGAGUGAAAGUAGAAGUUACCCUUAAAAAUGGCUGCAGCUUUGGCUUCAAAGUGUUCUCGUGUGGGCCGUUCGUUUUUUGGGGGCCUCGGCAACAACUUGUCUGGCUUAUUGAGCGGAUCACAUGAGAUGACAUGCAACACUUUCUUAUCUCAGCAACAAAGGACUUUCAUACAAAUGAGGACCAUUCUCAAAGUCGUGGACAACUCAGGGGCAAAGAAGGUGAUGUGCAUACAAGCUUUGAAGGCGAGGAAGAAAGGGGCAAGAUUGGGUGACACAAUUGUAGCAUCAGUAAAGGAAGCCCAUCCAAAUGGAAAAGUGAAGAAAGGAAAGGUAGUGUAUGGUGUGGUCGUUCGUGCUGCCAUGCAACGAGGUCGCUGUGAUGGGAGUGAGGUUAAGUUUGAUGACAAUGCUGUCGUACUGGUUGACAAGCAGGGCCAGCCAAUUGGGACUAGAGUAUUUGGACCUGUCCCACAUGAGUUGAGGAAGAAAAAGCAUGUCAAGAUUCUUAGUUUGGCAGAGCACAUUGCCUGAAGUGCAUAGCAUAGCACAAUUGAAACCAAAUCUACAAUAACAACAGAAUGUUGUCCUGUGUUUUUUUUUUUCUUCAUUGCGUAUACAGCUAAAAUCUGGUGUUAAGAUUAACAAUGCUCAUGAGCCGUGCUUUUAACUAGGAUGUUCAGCUCUCCUGCCAAACUCCCUUGCAUGACACCAAAUUUCUAGUUUUUGUUUUUUUUUUCAAUUCAGUUGGAAUUAGCACUUGACGAUUAUGAUGAUUAGGCUUAUUUCUCCUCUUUUCAAAUUAAUGUCAAUCACUUGAGACCAAUAUAGGUCUCUGCUGAACAUUUAAUAGUU
Fragaria vesca subsp. vesca is the source of this 1938-nucleotide messenger RNA. RefSeq names its product 50S ribosomal protein L14-like. Gene Ontology annotation, biological process: translation. Gene Ontology annotation, cellular component: mitochondrial large ribosomal subunit; ribosome. Bases 1114 to 1617 code for a protein of 167 amino acids. NCBI's taxonomy places the organism in Eukaryota, Viridiplantae, Streptophyta, Magnoliopsida, Rosales, Rosaceae. Gene Ontology annotation, molecular function: structural constituent of ribosome; large ribosomal subunit rRNA binding. The transcript is spliced from 4 exons. The record is from RefSeq and is a predicted model, not a curated record.